AUGACGCACCUUAGCUGCAACGAGGCACGACUUCAACCUACUCCCACAUUGUUCAGAGAAUCUCUCAUUGACCCAGCAACAAUACCAGUGGCGGGACCACCAGUUACGGACUCCACGGAAUGUGACAAGCAACUUCCACUUCCAACACUCAUUGACAGCGAUCUACAUUUCGAUCUGGAAGAGGCAACUGCAGCCGACCACAUCACCAACUUGAGCGACCUCACCGAAACAGACAAGCACACCAUCAUGCUACGAUGGCACUAUCGUCUUGGACAUACGCCCUUCCCCCAACUCAAGCAAAUGGCGAAGUACGAUCUCCUUGACAAACGACUUGCCACAAUUCAAGAAUUCCCAUUCUGCCCAGGAUGUCAAUUUGGAAAGCAAACUAGACGAGCGUGGCGCCAUCGGUCCAACAAGAAACUUCGGCGCUGA
This is a messenger RNA of Cylindrotheca closterium, 432 nucleotides long. The record is from the annotation of a GenBank genome assembly. NCBI's taxonomy places the organism in Eukaryota, Bacillariophyta, Bacillariophyceae, Bacillariales, Bacillariaceae.